Messenger RNA from Saccharomycopsis crataegensis, 1566 nucleotides. RefSeq lists its product as uncharacterized. The transcript has a single exon. The record is from RefSeq and is a predicted model, not a curated record. Gene Ontology annotation, cellular component: plasma membrane; ATP-binding cassette (ABC) transporter complex. Lineage: Eukaryota; Fungi; Ascomycota; Saccharomycetes; Ascoideales; Saccharomycopsidaceae. The coding region runs from base 1 to 1566 and encodes 521 amino acids. Gene Ontology annotation, molecular function: ATP binding; ATPase-coupled transmembrane transporter activity; ATP hydrolysis activity.
AUGUCUAAGUCAUUGAUUAAACUAACAAGUGCGAUUUUUAGAUCUUUUGCCAACCAGUCUCCAAUAUUUGAAACUCCUAUCAAUUUGAGUGUUCGGGAAGGUGAAAAAUGGGCGGUUGUUGGAAAAGGAAUCUCCAAGACUUUACUAUUGGGAGUCUUGAAUAACCAAUAUAUAUCAAUUCCACCAAUACUGCGUACUUAUCCUGCACUUACCGAUAACAGUGUAUUGCCAUCUCAAGCGAUCAAGUUUUUAAAUUUCAACCAGCGAAGUUUACCAAAGGUUCAUUUAUCUGCACGAUAUGAAUUUUUCAAGGAAGAUUUAGAUCAAACUGUCACAAACUUUGUAGAAAGCCAGCUUGUGAACGUUGGCAAUAUUAAAAAAGAUGAGAAUUUUAUAAAUUAUGUGUUAAAAACUUUCAAAUUGGAUAAACUCAGUGAUAAUUGGCUAAUGGGAUUAAGUAAUGGUCAGUUGCGCCGAGCAAGGUUUGCCCAAGCGUUGGUUAAGAGACCUCAAGUAUUAAUUGUUGAUGACCCAUUUCUAGGACUUGACCCAGAAGCCGCUACUAUGAUUUCUAAUAUUUUACGAGAAAUGAGUAACACCGGUAAUAAGGGUAGAUGGCCAGAAACUAUUGUUGUUGGAUUGAGACCUCAAGACGAAUUGCCUUGCUGGAUUACACAUGUUGUGGUACUUGAAGGCAACAAGGUUGUGGCUGUGGGUCCUAAGGAACAACGGCUUUUAGAAAAAAUAUCUCAAAUUGAAACUAGGGAGAAGCAAUUUGGAUCACAAGAGGGAGCUCAAGUAGCACAAAAAGUAAUAGAAAUAGUUUGGCCUAAAAUAACACCUACGAAAGAAAAAUCUCACAUUAAAUUUGACAGAGUCGCAAUUGCUUAUCGUGGAAAACAAAUCUUUAGGGAUUUAAGCUUCAACAUCAACCACGGAGAAAAAUGGCAUGUUAGAGGUAAAAAUGGCACAGGAAAGACUACUUUAUUAUCUUUAAUACUUGCAGACCAUCCACAAUCUUGGGCAGCUAGCAUCUCAAUGGAUGGAAUCCCAAGAAAGGUUGGCUCCACUAGUUAUUUUGAAAUCAAUAGCAAAAUAGGACUUACCUCACCAGAACUUCAUGCAAUUUUUCCCAACUUGAGUGUUUGGGACAGCAUUGCUACAGGACUUAACAUUGAGGUGAGUGGAUUCACUGUACCAAAAGGGCUCAAAAAAGGAGCCUCACAAAAAUCAAAAAUGGAAAUAAAUAAAAUUAAUCAAUUGCUUGAGCAGUUUCCGAAACUUGAAAAGCAAAAAGAGGCGAGGUUUGGUGAUCUAGGGAUAUCGGAUCAAAAGCUUGUUCUAUUUUUAAGAGCUAUCAUUAAGCUGCCACAAUUAUUAGUGUUAGAUGAAGCAUUUAGUUGCAUGGAUGAAGAUAUGAUUGUGAUUUGCAAACACAUUGUUGGUGAGAAUUGGCCAGAAACCAUAUUAUGUGUCGGCCAUUUGAUUGAUGAAGUACCAAAAUGUGAGAAAUUUGUGGAAUUAAUUGGCCCAGGAAAAUUUAAUGUUGGAAAAGUUGAAGACUGA